Molecule: messenger RNA, 856 nt
Organism: Radiomyces spectabilis
Lineage: Eukaryota; Fungi; Mucoromycota; Mucoromycetes; Mucorales; Radiomycetaceae
Exons: 5
Coding region: 245-856 (203 amino acids)
Source: RefSeq, a predicted model, not a curated record
CUUUAGCUGUGAGAAGCGAGUUAAUUUUGUUGCGUGUCACUCUGUGUGCAGCUUACGCGUAAAAUGGCUGGGAACCAGUGUGCGCCUCUAUGAUUGGCCUGAGGCCAAAUUGAUUGUCACGCUCACGCGUCGAAAGAAUGAAGGGCCAAAAACCAAUGCGGCGGGCUUUUCUCUCCACCUCAGCGCAAAGCGUGCGUAAGGGCUUCAUUUUAUGUACAACCCGUUAUUUCAGUCCUGAAGAUUGAUGGCAAGUUCCAUGCUGGCUUGCAGGGCGCUCGGAAGAAGAUACGUUAAAAAAGUCAAGCUUCAUACUGGCGCAUUUAUUGUCGACAGGGAAGCGGCAUUCAUCCCUGUCGCAGAAGCGUAUGGUCUGUCAAAAGCAAUUGACAUUCACGACGAAGCAGAUCAGAAGAAAAAGAAUCCUGGCGAACUUCAAUUGUCACUGUCGGACCGUGGAUUGGGCGCGCACACAAGGCAUCCUUCUCAGCUUCUUCCUGCGACAUCAUCUGCUAUCAAGAAUCUCUCCGGCAUCAACUUUCCCAAGUCCAGCCUGACUCUGUCACAGCAGAUCGAACAUCUGGGCUUUAACCUCGGCAUCAGGUCCAUGGAAACGAAUUUGCCCACCCGAAAGCUUCGUCAUCUGAGGGUCCCUUCAACGGGUGCUGAGCAAUCCCGUUCAGACCCCUCCGCUCAGUUACAGCCUGACAAUGCGUAUCCAAGCGGCACCAUUUGCGCUACUCCCCGCUCGCCUGUACACCUGGUACCUACUUUGCUUCAAGAACCUUGGGUCAGCACUCCCCACGAAGGGGAACAACCGCUCCCGCUCCCCAAUCCGUGCUUGACCGAGAUCGUAUGA